Messenger RNA from Periconia digitata, 1042 nucleotides. NCBI's taxonomy places the organism in Eukaryota, Fungi, Ascomycota, Dothideomycetes, Pleosporales, Periconiaceae. The record is from the annotation of a GenBank genome assembly.
UAUGUACAUGAGCAUCAUCCCAAUGUUCGCGCUUCUCAAGUUCUUCCCACGCAUUCGCAUUUGGGCCACCCCUGUUGGUCUCGUCAUUGCCGCCAUGGCGUUGGGGCUCGCAUCUCUGUCGACGAAUGUAGUCCACCUCAUUUUGACCCAGGGUAUCAUGUACUCGAUUGGUGGUGGACUCGCCUGGACGCCUAUUCUCUUCUAUAUCGAGGAGUGGUGGGUCCGUAGACGAGGAUUCGCUUUUGGUGUGACCAUGGCUGGCCUUGGAUUGUCGGGAGCAAUUCUGCCCAUCGCCAUACAGUGGAUGCUGGAGAAGUAUGGCUUUCGCACGACUUUGAGAGUCUGCGCACUUUCGUUUGUAGUUCUCAACUUCCCGGUGUUAUUCUUCUUCAAGCCGCGGCUGCCACUGUCGCAGACGUCUCAGUCUCGCAGCUUCGACAUGUCUUUCUGGACUUGCCGAAAGUUCCUCAUACACGAGUCCACUAUCAUCAUCCAAGGCUUGGGCUACUUCCUUCCAGCAAUUUACAUGCCGUUGUAUGCGCGCUCGAUAGGGGCAUCGGGGCUAGAGAGCACUGCGACGAUCAUUCUAUUGAACUUCGCUGCUUUUAUUGGUUGCGUAUGUAUGGGGUCUGCUGUAGACCGAUUUGACGUAGUUGACUGUCUAUGCAUCACCGCUGUUAUAUCGACGUCAUCGGUAUUUCUGCUAUGGGGCUUUGCAACCUCACUUCCUGUGCUAUACGUCUUCUGUAUAGUCUAUGGGAUUUUUGCUGGCUGCAACUCGAGCGCCUGGAGUGCGAUUAUGCGGGAUACGAAGGAGAAGAGAGAAGGUGCAGAUCUGGGCAUGGUCUUCGCAUGCCUGUCGGCUGGAAAAGGGGUUGCGAAUCUUUGCAGUGGCCCUCUGUCCGAAGCUUUGUUACGCGCAGGCUCGUGGAAAGCCGGAAUGGCAUAUGGCAGUGGUUACGGUACGCUAAUUGUAUUUACUGGGACCAGUGCGUUUCUCUCCGGCUGGAGUUACGCAGCGAAGCGACUGGGUUGGCUCUGA